Messenger RNA from Trichoplusia ni (cabbage looper), 987 nucleotides. Its product is annotated as partner of xrn-2 protein 1-like. NCBI's taxonomy places the organism in Eukaryota, Metazoa, Arthropoda, Insecta, Lepidoptera, Noctuidae. The record is from RefSeq and is a predicted model, not a curated record. The transcript is spliced from 2 exons. The coding region runs from base 85 to 399 and encodes 104 amino acids.
GGUCACUGUCAUACAAAAUUCUAGUACAAAAAUACGAAAGCGUCACACGUUGCCUUGUCUAAUUUUAUCAAAAUAAGCAAUAAAAUGAAACCUGUACUUGAUAUUGAUUCGUUAAGAUCAGAACACGAGUCUGACGAGCAAUGGGAAGUGAGGAAAAACUUCAUGGAGGAACACAAAGGGGACUUUGAAGAAGGCGAACUUAUUACGUUGGCGCAGUUGUUUACAAAUAUCGAGUUUUUGGGUUGUCGAUACCCACCAGCAACAAUGCAAAGAAUAGCAAAAUUAUCAGAAAAAGUUUCAGCUAAAUACAGAGAAAGCAGAAAGAAUAAACUGAAGAGGACCUUCGUACAAGCCAGUGACGCCGCCGAGCAGAAAGCUAAAAGGAGUUUCACUAAAUAGUUGUGUUAGGUACUUGUGGGGUGGUUAUGUUGUCAUGGUGCAUAGGAAAGUUGUAACUGACAAACUGAAAUCCAUUUUUUGUAAAAAAGGAGAAUGAUUGAGGACAACUCCAUUGAGCCUUAAUCUAGUAUAAUAUGAUAAUUGAAAAAAAAAAAUAGUAAAAAAAUCUAUAAACCCAUGUUUUUAAAUGUCACUCCAUUAAAAUUUAAUAAAAAUCAGUUGAGCAGGGUUUUACAAUUGUAAAUUGCAUUGUCAUCAGGUUUGAAGCUACCCUAAAAAUUCCAGCUAGCUUAUUGGGUAGUGCCUCAAAAUGAAGUUACAAAAAUGUGAUUGCAAAAACAAGCAAACAAGAAAAGCAAGUUUAUAAAAACAUGGGAAAAUAGGUCUGUAAUCAUCCCACAGCUGGGCAAAGGCUUGCUUUCAGUGUGACCAUAGAUAAAUGUACGUUUGCUAAAUACAACACUAGAUAGACAAUUUUAUGUGACAAAUUGGUUUUUAUAGGCAAAUGACUGACAAGAGGAAUUAUAUUUAAUGUUAUAAGGAAUCUGUUGCUGCUGAUCUUUCAAUAAAAAUAUAUUAAGUUGAUUA